This is a messenger RNA of Coniophora puteana RWD-64-598 SS2, 951 nucleotides long. RefSeq lists its product as uncharacterized. NCBI's taxonomy places the organism in Eukaryota, Fungi, Basidiomycota, Agaricomycetes, Boletales, Coniophoraceae. The record is from RefSeq and is a predicted model, not a curated record. Bases 1 to 951 code for a protein of 316 amino acids. The transcript has a single exon.
AUGUCCGCUCAGCUCCAAGCCCUCGCUCAGCAGCCAAUCCUCGACACUGCUCACCUUGACACAAACUCGCUCCUCUGGGUCCUUCGCAACUCCGCCGCCCACACUGCCAAGGUCUACGUAUCAGCCAACACCACUACUGCAUUCACGUCGCAGGAAGGCAAUCCUCACCGUAUCCUUCAGGCGACUAGAAAUAUUGUUCUAUCCCACGACCCCGUUGAUGACGAGAUCUUCGACAGCAAUUAUCUCCCCAUGCUCGACUUUCUCAAUUCUGUUACCAUGCGCCCGCAUCACCUGGCAAUACAUGUACCCCACCGAAAUGGGGAGCACAGCCCCGUGGACCAGCUCGUCAAAGUCAUCACGCUUAGCGUUGACCACGACGUGCUCAAGCGACUGGAGAUCCGCGAGUACCCCGACGAAGAGCUCGACGUGUACCUCGACGAGGACGGCGCAUUGACCAGAUCCACGUUGAACGACCUCGUCUGCUUCCGUUCGCUCGAGUCCCUCAAGGUAGACACUCGCCGCUUGGCCGGGUUUGACGACGGGUCCUUCCCACAACUCCUCGUCGCCUGGCCGCAACUCACCGAGCUGCAGCUCAACGCGAACGCGGGGUGGGGUACAAUUAGAUGCGCGCCGAAAUUGACUCCCAAGGGCCUCGCAGUGCUGUUGCGGAAUGCACCCAAACUUAGGUCGCUCGCGGUCGCCAUUGACGGCGAGCGAAUCGCGGACGUUACGCAGCCAUGGCCAAAGUCGGACCACCCGCUGGAAGCGCUUAACCUGUUAGACUCGGUUUGUCCAAUGGACCCUAUUAGGCAGCGGAUGUUGGCGGAGCUUUUGAGAGGAGUUGCUCCUCGUGCUCGACUUUUGGAGGCGUACAACGGAGAACUCACAGUGUUAUACGAAGGCCCUGAACAAGGGGCGGCCUGGCAGCAGGUAUUCCAGCUCAUGGGGUGA